Messenger RNA from Gigantopelta aegis, 1905 nucleotides. RefSeq lists its product as uncharacterized. The transcript has 6 exons. Bases 407 to 1186 code for a protein of 259 amino acids. Lineage: Eukaryota; Metazoa; Mollusca; Gastropoda; Neomphalida; Peltospiridae. The record is from RefSeq and is a predicted model, not a curated record.
AGUACCGCACCUGUUGGCGUUUGUUUGGGAUGUGUAUCAGCCUUAGGAGCACAAUUUGACAAGAAGUCAGGGUUAAAGAUGUAGAUGUGUGUAGAUUAAGCUCGUCCAACUGCAGCGAUUCCAGUUCUUUAUGCGUGUGUGAUUAAAAGUUAUAUCCGGAAAGAUAAAACAAGUUCCAAGAACACAUUAGACGGGAUCGAGUCCAAGAAAGCCGGAAGCGUGUGACGUCACGCCGUCUGAUUUUGUUUAACCUUCAUGUUAUUCAUUCACUGAACCGUGUUAACGACUUCCUCGAGGAUACACGGUGGUAGGAUGGGGUGGGGGUUAUUCAGGCGGAUCAAAGUGUUAUAGUGUACUAAUUUAAUGGCUAGUGGUGUCGGUUCGGAACUACUUUCUACAGACAAACAUGGCAGACCAACCAGGAAGUGGAAUUACCGAGCCAGGAUCUGUGGGAUUGAUCGACGGGCAACAGAACUAUAGACGGAAUCAGCCGAGAGAACCACGUCCAACCGCGUGCUCCGGAAGACUCUGGAUGAUUCUGACAGUUGUGUUUCUCAUAUCGACAAUAGCGGCAGUCGGGGUAUUACUGUGGCGUGAAUUCGGCAUGCAGAGGCAGUCCAAGCGUGAUGUCCUUUCACUUUUUCCUAACUUCUUUCGAACGCCAAUGGAGCAGAAGAGUUAUGCGGAGAAAGUUUUCAAAAUUGAACGCGAGGAGAUCGUUUUCACGAACAAGACGGUGCCUUCCAACGACACAUGCACGUUUUCUUGUAGGUACCCUCGGCAACAGGGCAUGCGCAAGAAGCGCCAAGCAUCUCCAGGAUUCACAUACCAUGCUUGUUGUAUCUCGGAAACAAAGUUUAUAUCGCCAGACAGUCUAGAAAACAUUUUUGGAAUAUCACAGACCAUAGUUCAGUUUAACGACAAGAAGCAGUUCUUUCAAAUUCAGGAAUGCAGUCAGGUGGAAAACUGUCAGGGUUGCAACUGCGCCCCGAGUAUCCAGUUCGUGACGGCGGUGGUUGAAAACGAGGCUGCCAGUGGCGAUGAUGACCAAUACAUGCUAGACACGGUGAAAAUUCUCGGCUGCUGCAAGUGUAUUAAUGGCGUAUUCGGCCGUAGGAAGAGAUCGGUGCUGGAGAGUAUAAAGUUCUGGACAAAAUGGAGUGCUUUCGUUGAGAAUAAACUUUAACUGCUCAGAUAUGUGGCCUGUGACGAACCACUUUGGGGACGAACAUGUACGGUUUUUGGGGGUUUUGUUUUGCCCUAUUCUAUAUAAACAUAAAGAUGAAAAUAUGGCUAUUGCCCUACCUCACUGGAGACUGUGGCCCCAUUCACUACAGAUUGUGCCUUCCAGUCCAGAUAUCGUUACUACGAGCAUGACUAUUUGUGCGUACAUGCGUGUGUGCGUACGUGUGUCUUUUUAGUGUAUUUUUAUGUAUGUAUCAUUCAUUCAUUUCAACUUAUUUUGUUGCUUAGAUCUAAUAUGUUUCAAGCACGCUGUCCUGGGCACGCACCUCAGCUAUCUGGGUUGUCUGUCCAGGGCAGUGGAUUAGUGUUUACUUGUAUAGUGGUUAGUGAAAGAGGAGCAGAAGAGUGUAGUGGCCUUACGUCAUUAAAACUCGCUCUGGGAGGAAGCUGUUACCGGGCUGCGAUCCCAGUACCUACCAGCCUUAUAUCCGAUGGCUUAACCAUGACACCACGGAGGCCAGUAUAUAUAUAUAUAUAUCUGUGUGUGUGUGUGUGUGUGUGUGUGUGUGUGUGUGUGUGUGUGUGUGUGUGUGUGUGUGUGUGUGUAUAGUUGGUUCAGGUUAUAGUUUCUGAAUCAGAGAUUGUUUAUGUGUAUAUAUGUCAAUUGUUCCAUAUUUGUGUUAAUGACAUUCAUGAUGUGAAUAAAUCUGAUCAAUGAGA